CAUCAUUCUCCUAUCAGCUACGCACAAUGCCCGCUUUACGAUUUUGGGAUUUGUGCGGAUACUGGCUCAGGAUCGGACUUUAUAGAGGUGCACUACCAUUCCUCUCCUCCACAUAAUGGGCCUGUGAACUACAACUACACUUAAGCUUUGAGAUGUUCCGUCACUUCCUCUCGCUCUUACACGACCGCUCCGUUACCUUGCUCCAAGCAUCGGCAAACCUUCUGGUUCUAUGUGUCUUUUCCCCGCAUGUAGUAUUUCUUCCCUUGCAACACCGUGUCCUCACAACACCACAGCCUCCCAGUGUCGUCAUCACCCUCGAGAGCUUCCAGGCAACUGUUUCAGCGCUUUUAUUUAUCUGGGACCUACACGUCCAGAUUGAGUCUUCCAACUUCCCUUCACCCUGAUUCGUUACUUGUUGGAAGAAAGCCCGUUCUCGAUUUACCAACUUUAUUAUAUUUGCCAAUUCGCGCCCUCGUCUGGAAGUCGGAUGCAGACCAUGACUUCCACAAAGUCAAAUACAUACGAGACAGUCAGCACCAGGUCACCCAUACAAGAACCACAGCAUGGAAUCAAGCAUCAAAUGACAACCCCUCCAAAACCUACCAGUCCCUCAGAUGGAAAAGACAAUGACGCCGACGAGGACGCACAUGCAUUCAUCCUUCAAGAGCUCAGUGAACUGAACCUUUUUCUUCCAAGCCCCAACUGGAGGCAAAAGGACGGCCAAUGGAUCCCCGUGCUCGAUCGUGCCGUACACUCGAAUCGAGAAAGAUUGAGGCUCAGGCUAGAAGGAGAUGGGUGGGAUUUUGUUGCUGGCAAAUAUGCUGAAGAAGAGGACAGUGGAAGUGCAAGUAAGGAGAGUAUGGACGAGGAGCUCGACAUUGUGCUCAUUAUGCAUGCACCAGAAGCUGGCAGAAAUUGAAAGACAACCAAUGCCAUAUCAUCCGAUCGUCUAUGGAGGUACUCCUGAUUGUUCAGAAGUUACACUUCUGGGUCGUGUCAAGGCAUGCUUUCGCAGCCGUACAAAAAAUAUGGUAUACGGAAAGAAAAAAGAUUUUCAACUACUCGAUUCUCGUCUUGCCCUCCUCGAGGUAGCCCAAUCUUGCGUCGCUCUUCCCCCGUUCGUGUCUCGUGGUAACGAGCGGUCCAACGACGGGAUUGUGUUGUACAUGUGACAAAGCGUCUUGAUAGGAUUCUAUUGCC
Westerdykella ornata is the source of this 1200-nucleotide messenger RNA. RefSeq lists its product as uncharacterized. The transcript has a single exon. The record is from RefSeq and is a predicted model, not a curated record. The coding region runs from base 497 to 919 and encodes 140 amino acids. Lineage: Eukaryota; Fungi; Ascomycota; Dothideomycetes; Pleosporales; Sporormiaceae.